Messenger RNA from Culicoides brevitarsis, 1145 nucleotides. RefSeq names its product polyprenol reductase. Gene Ontology annotation, biological process: dolichol-linked oligosaccharide biosynthetic process; polyprenol catabolic process. The record is from RefSeq and is a predicted model, not a curated record. The coding region runs from base 148 to 1092 and encodes 314 amino acids. Gene Ontology annotation, molecular function: 3-oxo-5-alpha-steroid 4-dehydrogenase activity. The transcript has a single exon. NCBI's taxonomy places the organism in Eukaryota, Metazoa, Arthropoda, Insecta, Diptera, Ceratopogonidae. Gene Ontology annotation, cellular component: endoplasmic reticulum.
GACAUCGAAAUUUCUGUCGAAGAACAGUGCAUAGACGAAACACCGCUAUGUAAACACGAAGCAAAAGAGUAAAUGGUGAUAAAAGAACUUUGGAAAAGAAUCUUACGUGGCAUUCCUUUGUAAACAGUAUUCAUUCCGGGCCUCAAAAUGGACUUCCUCCCAUCAUGGCUGCUAAAAAUCAACCUUGUCGACCUCAUUUUCAUCACAUUCACCAUUACGAUGGUCAUCUUUAGUGCCCUCAUGAACUCCAUCGAGCCGUAUUUACCUGUUUCGAUCCGGCAAAGCAUCCGCUAUGGCAAAUUCGCGUACACCGGAAAGGACCAAGACAAACUGGUAUCAAUGAUGGAAGUCCCCAAAUCAUGGUUCAAGCAUUUCUACCUCUUCGCCGCUGCAUAUUCGGCAAUCGCAAUGUUUCUAGUCACUUUUGUGUAUUUACGUGGAAUGUCUGUGCCUGGAAUUGUAAUUGGAUUCCUAGAUUUAGUCUAUGGUUUCAACAGAACGGAGAAAAUUGACUCAACCACAACUUUCGUAGCUAUGCUGCUCAUUACCGCACAGUGCCUUCGUCGCUUCUACGAGACUCACUUUGUCCAAAUAUUCUCUGCAAAAGGAAAAAUCAACUUUUCUCACUACAUGGUCGGAUAUUUGCACUAUUUUGGCACCGUUACAGCAAUUUUGGGUGCUGCCAAUGGUUUUGUUGCUGGAUCCGAGGUCAUCAAACCACAAUUGACGGAUCUCAGUCCGAGACAUUUUUGUUCCAUCAUUUUGUUUAUUUGCGCUUGGACAUUGCAAUAUCAGUCAAACAUGAUUUUAGUGAAUAUGCGGAAGGGGAAAGAUGGAAAAGUUGUCACACAAAAGCAUUUGAUGCCCCAAGGAGGGUAUUUUGAGAAGGUAUCAGCGCCGCAUAUGUACUUUGAGAUCCUCAUGUAUGUCGCCUUGUUUGGACUUUUGUAUCAGAAUGUCACUUCGUUGUAUAUUGUUGUGUGGGUUUUAUCGAAUCAAGUCCAUAAUGCACUCAUGACGCACAAAUGGUAUCAGGAGAACUUUAAAGACUAUCCGAAACAGCGAAAAGCUAUUUUUCCGAAUAUUUUAUGAGAAAGUGAGACAACUUUAGUACAAUAAAAUUUACUGCUUUUUAGAAAAAUCUA